Molecule: messenger RNA, 1469 nt
Organism: Linepithema humile (Argentine ant)
Lineage: Eukaryota; Metazoa; Arthropoda; Insecta; Hymenoptera; Formicidae
Source: RefSeq, a predicted model, not a curated record
GUGCUCAUAAUGGUACAAGUUACAUUUUUAAUCCAUUUUAAUAAUAGCAAUAAAAUUAAUAUCUUUUCCCUGAAAUUAUGAAUGUGCAAAUUUAAACUUAACCUAGUUUUUUAUAAAAUUUAUUUUUUUGUGUCAUAUAGUUCAGGGAUCUGAACUGAAGGCAUGCUGCUAAUAGCAGUAACACUUUCUCAACCAAGAAAGGCCAAAAAAAAAAAAUUAUUUUGUGCUAUUUGAUUUGUAUUUACAAAGCUUUAGAAUCUAGGAUACUUUGUUAGCUUUAUUACUUAAAGUUUUUGAAGUAUCCUAGGCUUUAAAGCUAUGUAAAUAUAUACAAAAUUUUUUCUUAUGUAUAUUUAUAUUACCUUAUAUUUGUUUAGACAUAAUGUUUGCUACUACAUUAUUAAAGAAAGCACAAACGUUACAUAAUUCUAAAGAUACAAUACAUAGUUCUGCUUCAUCAAUAAAGAAUAGUAAAUCCAGUUGUUCAAAUGUAACAAGUACUAUAGUUCCUGACAAUACUGAUAAUACUGAAAAUAUAGUUCACAACGAUACUUCUUCUAGCACUGAAAACAUUUCAGAUACGCUAAAUACUGAAGUAAAUAUAGAAAAAUGGGAACAUAAAGCUGUACUUCUUUUAAUAUCUUUAUAUAAAGAAAAAUCAUAUAUGCUGGGAAAAGGUUCUCAUAAAAAAAUGUGGAUAGACAUUUCCAAGUGUAUGAAGGAAAAAAAAUAUAAUUUUACAGGCAACCAAUGCAAUAAUAAAAUGGAUGCAUUGAAGAGACGAUAUCGUCAAAUUGUUGACCAUAAUGCUCAAAGUGGAAACGAUAGAAAAGAUUGGAUAUAUUUAGAUGUAUUAGAUAAUAUUUUUCGAAAAAACAUUGGAUAAAACCAUUAUCUGUAGCAGGAUCAAAUAUUAAAGAACCUGAACAUUCUCCAUUAACUGACAACAGUGAUGAGAAUGAAACACCAGUUAGUAAGUAAAGAAAUGCAAUGUACAAUAUGUUUAAUAAUUUACUAGUUUGCAAGCAAUCCAACAGAAAAAAAACGCACCAUGUACCGUUGGUUUAAUUAUAGGUUUGUUCUUUAUAACUAUACUGGGACUGCACUACUAAGGAUAGUACAGGCCAAACUAUCUAUGUUUUGUACUAUCCCGUUUUAAUACAGUCCCAGUGCAGCAAUAAAGAACAAAAUAAGAAAUUUCACAUUUUUUUUUAAAUGUAUACUUUUCUAUAAUUAAUUUUGUAUAUAGAGCAAAGAAAAAUCUCAUUAACUGAAGCAAGAGCAAAUUAUUUGACACUUUCAUUAGAAGAAAAAAGACUAAAAAGAAAAGAAACUGCCAAUUAUAGAGCUACAAAGUUACAAAUAUUAAGAGAAAUAAAAGAAGCAUUAGGGAAACAGAAACAAUAGUAAUAUGCAUAUAUGAAGAGAAAAUGUAAAAAGAGAAAAAAAAACAUGCAUUUGCAAGAAUU